AUGAAGGGGAUCACACCGUCUAGCGCCCCGUCACGGCGCUCCUCACCCCGCAAUCAACGUCUUCACGCGCAGCAUGGCUACCUCUCAGGCAACUACGCCCCCGUGGAGAAGGAGUCGCCUCUAACACCCUGCCGUAUCGUCUCUGGCACGAUCCCCGCGGAGCUCGCCGGCGGCCAGUACGUGCGCAAUGGGGGCAACCCAAUGGCCAACGCCAACCUCGAGCGCGAAAGCCACUGGUUCGACGGCGACGGAAUGCUGCAUGGCAUCUUCUUUGGCGUCAGCGAGGGAAACCAGAUUGCACCCUCUUAUGUCAAUCGAUACGUUGUCACAGACGUCCUGGCCGGGACGAGCAGCAACGCCACAAGACCUAUCCUCCCGUCCAUUUCCACCCUCUCCUCGCCGUACGUCUCCCUCCUCACCAUGCUCUAUGAGAUUCUCCGCUCUCUCGUGCUCUGCCUCUCCACUUGGAUCCCUUGGACUUGGUCAUUAGCAAGAGGCAAAGGGACUGAGCGUGUCAGCCGCAUCUCUGUGGCCAACACGAGCGUCUAUGCGCACGACAGCAAGGUCCUCGCUGGCUGCGAGUCUGGUCCCCCUAUGCAGAUUAUACUUCCCACCCUGGAUACAGCCGGAUGGUGGACGGGUGACGAAGGUCGCUCAUGGGCCAAAGGACUCGGACCAAUGAAGAUCUUCCACGAGAUGACGACGGCGCACCCGCACACGGACAUGUCAAACAACGAGCUGUUGCUCUACCACUCUUCCUUCAUCGCGCCUUAUCUGCGCAUCUCGGUCAUUCCGCCUCGUCGCUCUCGUCAGGAGGCCGUCAUUGAUGCUGUGGUGCCGGGUAUGAAGGAGGGGAAGCUCAUGCACGACUUUGCUGCAUCAAGGACCAGGACGGUGGUGCUGGACUUGCCACUCAGCCUUGACCCACGCAACCUGCUCAAGGGCAAGCCCAUCGUACACUUUGACGACAAGGCGCCGGUGCGAUUUGGCAUCUUCCCGCGGAGGGAGCCGGGAAGGGUCAAGUGGUACGAAGAUCCGACGCCAGCUUGCAUCUACCACACCGCCAACUGCUGGGAUGAGGAGCAGGAACAGCAAGCAGAGAAGGAUGGAGCACAGAGCAAUGGUCAAGCGAUCAACUUCCUCGCUUGCCGUCUCAACUCGGCCACACUCGUAUACUCUGCAGGCAACGUCGUACCACCCGCAUCAGCUCGUGCACCGCACGGCGAAGUCGAGCGCUGCGAGCUCUACUACUGGCGCUUCGAGGACGCUCCUCCCGAACCCUCUACUGGACCGCGCAUCUCGCACUCCUUCCCCCUCUCCCGCGUCCCCUUCGAAUUCCCCACAAUCAAUCUCUACCACGCGCCUGCGGCCGGACUAGGCCCCAAUCGCUUCAUCUACGGCUGCUCGAUGCGCGAAGGGUCCUUCGAUGCAGGCAUGGGCCGCAACUCGGCCAAGAUUGACUGUCUGGUGAAGAUGGACGCGCAGAGCCUCGUCAAGAAGGGCAGACGACGUGCGGCUGAAGGAAAGUUGCGCAAGGGGGAGGCUGUUGAUGAGCGGAGCAUGGUACAGGUGCUUGCGGAUCAGCAGACCCAGCAGGGUGGGAGUGAUGACUCCGACAUUCGCGUCUUCGAGCUUCCCUCUGGAUGGUACGCUCAGGAGACUAGCUUUGUGCCCCGCGCCAACGCCGAGCGAGAAGACGAUGGUUACCUCCUCUUCUUUGCCUUUGACGAAAAGACAGGGCUCGACACGCGAACAGGCAUGGCUUUGCCUGAUGCCAAGUCAGAGUUGUGGAUCCUCGAUGCCCGUGACAUGAAGACGAUCGUGGCUCGCAUCAUGUGUGCGCAGCGCGUGCCGUAUGGGCUUCACGGCAAGUGGUUCACGGCGAAGGAGGUGAGGGAUGUGGAGCAUCCGCCGGAGGAGAUGAUCAGGUACCGCACUCUGGGAGGGAAUGAAGAGGGAUUCAGGGAAGGAGAGGGAAAGCUGGGACUGGGUGUGCUCAGGAGCUGGUUGCAGAGCAUGGUGCCGUAGGUAUGCUGCGCGGCGAUGCUUACCGCGGACACGUCGUGUUUUUGUUCUUUUCAUUCUGUCGUUGGACGCAUUUUGCAAAAGCCAUUGAUACCCUGGCAGGAAGGUGCGAAGGACAAUGCCAAUCCCACUCAUUUAGACUAGACCAGACCAGAC
Molecule: messenger RNA, 2181 nt
Organism: Jaminaea rosea
Lineage: Eukaryota; Fungi; Basidiomycota; Exobasidiomycetes; Microstromatales
Product: carotenoid oxygenase
Exons: 2
Coding region: 1-2028 (675 amino acids)
Biological process (GO): carotene catabolic process
Molecular function (GO): carotenoid dioxygenase activity
Source: RefSeq, a predicted model, not a curated record